Molecule: messenger RNA, 1740 nt
Organism: Achroia grisella
Lineage: Eukaryota; Metazoa; Arthropoda; Insecta; Lepidoptera; Pyralidae
Exons: 2
Coding region: 147-1691 (514 amino acids)
Biological process (GO): regulation of transcription by RNA polymerase II
Cellular component (GO): nucleus; transcription regulator complex
Source: RefSeq, a predicted model, not a curated record
AUGUUUUGAGCAAUUGCGAAACGAUUGUAUUACUUUUGUUUUGAAUUAUUUAUUUAUUAUUAUUAUGGUUGAAAUUAGUAACUGUUACUGUUACUGAGUGAAUUAUUCCUUUAUUAUUUACAUAAACAAUAUUUUUUGUUGAAACUAUGGACUUAAAUAAUUCCCACAAUCAAAGUUACUGGUUUGUACUUAGGGAAGAUCAAAGUAAUGUUAUAUUUAGCAGUAACAACUUUAAUAUACAGAAUCCUCCAAGGGUAAGUCAAGAAACUCGUUACAUUGUUGACACAGGUGAUAGUCGGCAGUACAUACAGAUAAAUGAAGAUCAAGGUACUGAACACGCCAUCGCCGACAACAAUUAUAAUAAAGAUUUAACAAAACAGACCAGAGAGGAAAACUUUUGGGAUAGAAAUAAAAUUCGAUUACUACUAACACUCUGCUUAGACGACAGGUUCAAAAAUGUUUCAAAAGAUAAAACACUGUGGAAUGAAAUAUCACCUCUCAUUGGGGCGGAGGCUGACGAAUGUAACAAGAAAUAUAGGAACCUUAGAAGGACCUAUAUGAGGCUUUUGAAGAAGAAACAAUUGGGUAAAGAUAUCAAAUGGGUGCACUACAGUAUAUGUGAGGAAGUGUUCAAGGAGUGCAAGGCGCUACCGCUAUCAGAGCUAGAGCCUUGGGAAGAUAACAAAGUGAAGAAACUACUCAGUCUGUAUAUAGAGAAUCUUAAUAAAUUCCGUAACCCAGAAUGUUUACAGAAGGAUGUUUGGAAGGAGAUAGCAGCAACACUGGGCACAACGGAAUAUGACUGUUACCACAAGUUCAAAAACUUGAAAAGAACAUACUUCAAUUGGUUGGAAAAAAGUAGAGAAACUGGGAAACUUAUAAAAUGGCCAUACCAUAAUUAUUUUGAGAAAAUAUUCUACAACUAUAACCCCAAUUUGGGACCGUGGGACAGAACUAAGAUCAAGCAACUGAUAGAGGCAUAUGCUCAAACAGCACACAAGUUCAGGAAUCCAAAGUUCCAAAAAAAGGAACUUUGGAAAGAUAUAUCUACAAUAGUCGGAGAGAGCCCCAGUAAUUGUGAUAGGAAAUUCAGAAAUUUAAAACAAACAUACAUUAGAAUUAAAAUGAAAUCAGAAUCUGGCAUCACAAAAUGGCGAUACUACAAAGAUUUUGAAGGAAUUUAUAACAAUCCAAAUUACUCACAUAGCAAAGAGGGAAUGCCAGAGUUAAUAUGCAAGUAUCAAGAAGAAGACUAUGUUAAACAGCUACUUACAUAUUACAUAGACAAUAUGGAAAAGUUCAGGGAUCCAUUAUUGAGGAAGCAUAAUGUUUGGAGAACCAUCGGACGAAAGUUAGGGUUAACGUCAGAAGAGUGUGAUAGAAAAUUUAGAAAUCUAAAACAGACUUAUGUUAGACUAAGGCACAAACAAAUAGACACUGGCAAGUGUCACAAGUGGCCAUACUAUGCUUAUUUUGAAAAAAUAUAUGAUGAGCCAUGCUCAAGGAUGAAGGAAUGUAGCCACAAUGGCAAUGAUGAUAUACCAUAUUCUGAAAUAAAGAGAGUAAUGCAAACAAUGCAGGAUAGACAUGAUAAGGACAAGUUUAAUACACUCAUUAAAGUAAUACAAGACUCAAAUAAUAUACAAAGAGAAAGAAAUAAGAUACUGCAAGCCCUACUGGAUAGGAAAUGAACCUGUUCAGUAUAAUUGUUACCAAAUAAACAUUAUUUAUUAAUUUGAA